CAAAAAAAGAUCCAUUUGUUUAGAAUCUACGGAGUUGCAGAGCCAAAAUGCGAUCAUAAUACUCAAUCCUUUCUCGAUCGUACUCUUAUUAAUUCUUGUUGUUCCUCAGCCGUCGACGGCGCCGAUUCACCGGCGGUCAGCUUCGGAUAAUGAUGUCACCAGGGCCGAUGUCUGAGGAUCGAGGAUCUUCGCCUCGUUUCAGACAUACACCGUUGCAGAUAAUCCACAUGGUUGGAAAUUUCUUUCGGAUAUGGUCGAUCUAUUCCAUGUAUCGAUAUUUUUCUCAGACUGGAGCUUCUGUUGUACUUUUUCUGUUUUGUUGUUUGGCCCCAGCAGCCAUCAUAUUCUUGACUUUGCAAAAACCUUGGAAGGGAAAGCCCCUUUCAAAUACUCAGGUAGUUCCUUCUGUGAUAAAUGGUGGCAUAACAGCCUUGUACUUUAUCUUGUGGGGAAAGGGUCUUAAAACCUGUGGACCUCUGAGGGCUAUACUUGCCGAGUAUUCUGGUGCUGUCCUGGGAGUGCUUUCUGCUGUUUUGUACGGUCGGAGAGGCUUUGUUUGGAAAAAGGUUGGUGGCCUCAUUGCCAUGUUGGUAUCUUUCUACUUUUUAUCACAAGGAUGGGCCAUGGCCACACAUUUUCCCUUUUCUUCGAAAGAUGGCUCUGACUCUAAGGAUCAGACAGAACAGGACCAAACAGAACUAGUGUUGGGUUCGAUGGAAAUGGCAAUUCCCAUUUUUGCUGGAAUUUUAUCAGCUUUGAGAAGGGUCAUUGCUCGACGCGUUUCACUUAAGAACCAACUUAAAAGACGACUUCAUGCUAUAACAAUGGCUUCUGCGACUUGUUUUCUCUUUCCUUUAGCCAUGUGGGACAUGAUUAUUGGAUCAACUUUGUCAUCUGAUACCAGACGAGAGCUUCCUUUCUCCACCUGGGCAUUUUUAAGCACUAUAAUUUUUGGUGUUAUUCUGAUAUUUUACGUUGACAGCAUUGCUGAAGAAAGAUUGCACGUGGUUUUUUCUUCUCCAAGACAUUUGGUGGUGGCUGGUGGAAGCAUCAUUCUUCUGGAGACUGUAUACAAGAUGGAUUUUUCUCUAAUCGGCUUUAUUAUCUGCUGCUCAAUUUUGGGUUUUGGGAUAUAUGAAGCAACUUCUUUAGACCGCAGCCGAAAAGAUUCUUCUCACAAUCACGAUACAUCAAACGGACUGUUGGACCGAGAUCAGAUGUCACCACUUCCAACUUGAUAUAUGUAUGUUCAUAUCACGCUUAGUAAUCAGAAGAUGGUGGUUCAUUGUUACAACUGGAAAAUUUUGUCAUGCAAAUGGACCCAUUGGCCUCAAGCAGCCACAUUUUUUUGCUGAAAAGUACGUAGCAUUGUAUCCUUAGCCUCAAAUUUAUGUGUUUUUAUCGCUAAUUUGUACUUCAAAAUGAUCUGAUCUGAGAGCAAUGAUAAUUUUCAUAUGGUGCAAUUUCUUUGUAAUUAUUGUUUAAGAAAUUUCUUUUUGCUG
Cucurbita pepo subsp. pepo (vegetable marrow) is the source of this 1502-nucleotide messenger RNA. The record is from RefSeq and is a predicted model, not a curated record. NCBI's taxonomy places the organism in Eukaryota, Viridiplantae, Streptophyta, Magnoliopsida, Cucurbitales, Cucurbitaceae.